Messenger RNA from Ustilago hordei, 3117 nucleotides. RefSeq lists its product as uncharacterized. Gene Ontology annotation, biological process: maturation of SSU-rRNA from tricistronic rRNA transcript (SSU-rRNA, 5.8S rRNA, LSU-rRNA). Gene Ontology annotation, molecular function: protein binding; RNA binding. The coding region runs from base 1 to 3117 and encodes 1038 amino acids. The record is from RefSeq and is a predicted model, not a curated record. Gene Ontology annotation, cellular component: small-subunit processome; 90S preribosome; t-UTP complex. The transcript has a single exon. NCBI's taxonomy places the organism in Eukaryota, Fungi, Basidiomycota, Ustilaginomycetes, Ustilaginales, Ustilaginaceae.
AUGGCAUCUCUACAACGAUAUCAGCAGCAGCAGCAACAGCCUGGCACUGGAGCCCAGCAAGCCUCUCUCGCCAUCCACCGUGUCCGAUUCGUCAAUUGGUCACCUUCCACCGUCACCGCCCUCGCCGUCUCUCCUUGCUUUGCCGGCACUGCUCGAGGUCUCCUUGCCGUUGGACGACAGAAUGGCAACAUCGAGCUUUGCACUUGGGUAGGUCCUCGUGUCGCUCAAAAGUCUGAACUAGAUGACCGAUCCUUCCAAUCAGACGCAGCUGGUUGGGCAGUCCAUACCAUCUUGCCUGGUCAGACCAACUCCAAGAUCGAGCAGCUCUGCUUUGUCAACCCACCCACCAACGAUCACACUCAACAGCGCAAGUUGCGUCUCUUCAGUAUCUCUGGAGGUUCGAUCGUCACGGAACACUUCAUCCCUCUUCACCUUGCUAAGCUCGGUGCUCGAAGAGAUGCUCGUGUCGAUGACGAGGACGAGGCUGCAAAGGCUAGGCCAGGCACUGUUUCAUCGCUCUUUGCCAGCAAGUCGGCGUCCGAUCUUGACCCACACUACCCUGGCGAAACACGAUCCUUGCCAUCCCUCGCUGGAGCUGUGUGGAGUAUGGCACCUAGCGCUACUGCUAGAUACCUCGCCCUCGGCUGCGAGGAUGGCUCGGUAAGAAUCAUCGAUCUCGAGGAUGACCGCUUUGAACACCUCGCCAGUACUUCCGGUCAAGACCGCAGGAUUGUCCCGCGCUUUGGCAAGGCUAAAGGUAAAGUCAUCUCCCUUUGCUGGGGUCCUCCCCUUCGCACAGCCAAGCGUUCCACCAAAGCUGCUACUGCAAAGAAGGCUUCAAGCUCCGACUCUGAUGACAGCGAUGACAGCGAUGACAGCGAUGACGACGACGAUCAAUGGCACGAAUCCUUCCUCGUUGGUGGUCUCGCUCUCUCCACAGCCGUUGUCUGGGACGCUUCCACAGGCAACAUCGCCACCAAGCUCGCAGUGCAGAAGAAUCGUUCCGAGUCUACCAUCGUCUGGAGCGUCGCCGCUCUCUCCGAUGGUACCAUCGUCACUGGAGACUCCACAGGCCGUGUCAUCUUCUUUGACCCUCGCACUCGCAUCCCCAUCCCCGAUGGCACUUUCCGUGCCCACGCCGCAUCUUCCGACGUUCUCGCUCUCUGUGUCGGUCCGGACGGCAAGACCAUCUACAGUGCCGGUGUAGACCAAAGGGUCGCAGAGUAUACCAAGAUCGACACGAGCAACGGUCGAGGUCGUUGGAUUCAUAUUGCUUCUCGUCGCCUGCAUGCGCAUGAUAUUCGCGCACUUGCACUUGAUCCUCCCUAUUCGCCCAUCGAUGCUGCUCAGGCUAUUGCUAACGGCUCGGAGGCAAUGAAGCCGAGCCGACUUCCCGUGCUCAUCAGCGGUGGUGUAGACUUUAACUUGGUCCUCACACCCGCUGCACCCCCAUCUGCAGUUGUCAAAGCUCAAAAGUCAUCCACCAUUGCUCAAAUCCCACUUGCUUCCGUCAAAUCCAGCAAGAAGACGCUCACCAAGGUCGAACAAGAACACUCUUCCAUCAACCCAAUCUCUUCUAACCCACUCACCACUUUCGCUGACACCACGCAGCGUCGUGUACCCUUUGUCCCCACCUCUUCUCGCUCCGGCUUGCUCGGUGGAGGAUCCGUCGCUGCACUCUGCCCUUCCAAAGCUUGGAUCGUGCUCCGUCGCGAACAAUCCAUCGGCAUUUGGGAUCUCGGUAGCCCCGAACAACUUCUCUCGGUCGCUCACUCUGAUCUCUCCCCUUCACACCAACCCAGCUGGACCAAACUUGUCGAAAUGGAACUCAAACUAGAUUCCAACCUGGUCACCCUCUCCAUCUCUGACAACGGUCAAUACCUCGCCUUUUCUGAUCUCUACGAAACCAAGCUGUACGAGUUGAAAGAAAGACGCCGUCCCGAUGGAGCGGUUGAGAUUGAACCCAACAAGAUCAAGAGUUUGGGCAAAGUUUUUGGAGGCCAAGAUAAAGUUGCGCCCGCAGCGAGCGCGGUGAGGUUUUCGCCGGAUUCGACUAGGGUUGUGGUGUGUUCCUUGACAGGGGCUUAUGUGCAUGUGUUGGAGUUACCGAGUGGAGCGAAUGAGCAGAAAUGUAGACUUUUGAGGUCCUUCGGUCAACAUCGUCGUUCUCCCACCACUCAUUCUAGUGGGGUGGGUGGUGAUCAGAGACAAAUUGCCGGUCAAAGCAGAGUCAACGGCGAAACCAAGGGUCACAUUGAUGGAGCAGAAAAGCAACAGGAUAGGGUGGAGAGAACUACAAGUACGAUCAUUCAACAUGCAGAAAUAUCGUACGAUGGAGCUUGGCUUUCUACUAUCUCUUCUGAUCUUCAACACCACAUCUUUUCCCUCGACUCUCUGACCUACGGACGAACUUUGCCCUCGCCAUCGUCGUUGCCAAAUGGGACAGUCUUCCAUCCCUCAACAUCAGCGAGGUUUAGCAGCAUGCUAACGCUGAUCUUUCCCGAAAACAAGAUUGAAUUUUGGGACGUCGAAUCAGGAAAAGAACUGACCUCGCUCACCAAAGAUGCCUCGGACUCGUCCAGCAAGACACCUCGUAAACGCGGUGGUAGACACAGCGCAGCAGACGCCAGAAACAUGCUCUUGCGAAACCUGACACAUCUUAGGCAAGCGUUGCAAAUGCGUCUCGCAAGUCUUCGAGAUUUUGCUAUCAGUGCGAUCUGGGUGGGAGGAAAUGGAAGUGCGAAGUUAGCAGAUUAUACAUUGGUAGUUUAUGGUGCUACUUGGAUGGCCACUGCUAGACCUAUAACUUGUUCCUCUGUUCGUGCUUCUGAUGCGGUAGAUGCGGUGGAGGAGACGGGAGAUGGCGAUGUGGAGAUGCAAGAUGCAAGCAACCGCAACCCUACUUGGAAAGCAGAGCAGAGGGAAGGAAAGUUGGAAUGGAUGGUGAGAACAACAGCCAAAUAUCAGCCGCUGUUGCUUGUUGCACAAGUACAACUUCCAGCAGCAACGGUAGGGGCAAAGGGAGAAUCGCAUCUGGUAGUGGUGGAAAGACCUUACUUUGAAUUGGCCAAGAAGUUGCCUGCUGCUUUCCACAGAGGUGCUCGUUACGGUGCUUAA